GACUGCUCUGAUUGGCCCGGAUGGGUUGACUCGACUUCCCAAAGGAGGAAACAACAACUGAGCACCCAAAAAAAGAAGCAGGAGGAAAAAAAGUUCCUGAGUGGCUGGAGCCGGCGGGUCCCUGAGCAGUGAGUAGCCGGAGCCGCACGGAGUCGGAGGGACAGAGACGCAGGGGUGUGCUUGUGUGUUUGUGUGUGCCAGGCACAGUGCACUGAGAUCGGGGGGGGGCGGGGUGCGCAGCGAUGUCCUCUCCCUCUAAGACGAAGGAGGUUUUCUCCUCGGAUGAAGAGGGCCCAGCAGCUGGUGCCGGGGAUCAUCACAAAAUCAAAGUCUCCAGUUUGCCUUUCAGCGUGGAAGCGCUCAUGUCUGACAAAAAGCCCCCCAAAGAGGUGCCCCUCGCCCCCAGCGGGGGAGGGAUGGAAGGAGCUGGCGUGGGCACUUCCAGGAACCUGCCGCUGCCAGGGCACGGCUCCAGAGAAGCUCACAGCCCCGGGGGGCUUACAAAAACCUUCGAGACCUCGUCAGUCAAAUCGGAGAACUCCGAAGACGGCAGCUCCUGGAUUCAAGAGGCCGGGAGAUAUUCCCCUCCACCAAGACAUCUGAGUCCCACAGCCUGCACGCUGAGGAAGCACAAGACUAAUAGGAAGCCCAGAACUCCUUUCACCACUUCCCAGCUGCUGGCUUUGGAGCGCAAAUUCCGCCAGAAACAAUACCUGUCCAUCGCAGAGCGAGCAGAAUUCUCCAGCUCCCUCAACCUCACAGAGACCCAGGUCAAAAUCUGGUUCCAGAACCGGAGAGCCAAAGCCAAGAGACUGCAGGAGGCAGAGCUAGAGAAGCUAAAAAUGGCAGCAAAGCCCAUGUUACCUUCUGGGUUCAGUCUACCUUUCCCCAUCAACUCGCCCAUCCAGGCGGCCUCCCUGUAUGGAACAUCUUAUCCUUUUCACAGACCAGUGCUUCCCAUCCCACCUGUAGGACUCUAUGCUACUCCUGUCGGAUACAGCAUGUACCACUUAUCUUAAGAAGGUGGAAGGGAAAGCAGCGGCGAUAUAGACUUCCUGGCGGAUCGUACCAAUCUGAGAACGCACUAGCAAACCAGUUCUGGUCCUUGGUCCUGCCGGCUCUGUGUGCCUGUCAUGGGACUGUAUAGGAGUUUGCCUUAGAAAGUAAAGCGUCCUGUAUGCACAAGCUGGGACAGCAGCCGGGGUCUCCUCUCAGCUUGAUCGAGCACCCAGACUCUAAUUCUGAACGAAACAAAAUAUAAAAACAUAUACAAUUAAACAACUAUAAUUCUCUUUAUAUACUGCACACGAGACAAAGGAAUCGGUAACCAAUACAUCCUGUAUUUUCAAAGCAUGGUUUCCCUGCCCUCUUCCCCUAAAGUGACCCAAGACCUGUUUUAAAGUAGGAGUGGCUCCUUCCCUGAACUGAAUCUUAAGUCUUGUCGCUUAAUAUUUGGGAAGUUAAAGGUGUAAUCGAGUUUUGUUUUUAAAACAAACCUUGAAAGGCCGAGGAUCACUGUAAAUAGGAAAUAGACCCCAGUAGAGUCAGACUGAGGGCAAAGGCAGCAAGUUUUUGCAUUUUCAAACAGGGAUCUCCAGCACUCAUGCAACAAGCAGCAUAUCCAGAGCGCAGGACAGAGCCCCUAAAUGGGUGAAGUCUAUAAUAACUUGACCCUCUCCAUUAUCGGAUUGCCCUUAUUUGUAGAAGUUGCUUAAACAUUUUUUUUUUUUUUUGCAAAGCACUGUGGGGAGAGGGCUGUAGGCAAACGCCUUCAUCCCUUUCCGCUUUGCAUUUAAUAAUUCACCUAUGGCCAGGUGUCGGUCUGCUUGGCUCUGUGAUGCAAUUUGAAGGGGGCUGGGCGGAAGCCCGUGCUAUGGAGAUAUGGAUAAAAUAGGUGGGCUAUUUCCCCCCAGAGUAGUGUGUGUGCAACGAUUGUCAAACUACAAUGCAGAGUUGGUUUUUAUUUGCAAUGCUGUGUGUUAAAAAUCUCCUUAUAAAAUGCCAAUAUAGUAAAUCCUGCUCCAGCAUUUUUUGAAAGCACGAAUAAAUUCAAGCCCCCAAAAGAAGCAAAUGGGACAAUAGAAUGCCACUGCUCUGCAAAAUGAUGCUCUUGUUUCCUGGAUUUCACUGGGGAGUUCUGCUUCUUAACCAGUGGCAUGAUACAACUGAGGCUUUUUCUUGACAUCAUUAUUGUUUAUGGUUAUUAUUAUUAUUAUUACUAGCGCUAAACUAUGUGGGGAAAUUAUUAUAGAGGAUGCAGAUCGCAGAAGGCAAAACUUGUCCUGGAUGUAUUUUAAAAAACAUAUGGGGGCGGAGGAAAGAGCCACAAAGUUUUGAUCUACUCGAAGAUGCAUUGCCCUCCACUUUAGUUCAGUCCCCGACCCUUCUCCGCACCCAUUAUAUUAAAGUCCCUUUGAAAGGGAUGUCUUGUACAAUUUUAUAUAUUUUAUUGAAGAUUUAUUAUUUCUUAUCUCUUUCGAAUUAAAUUAAAAAAACAACUUUGUUUAA
Pelodiscus sinensis (Chinese soft-shelled turtle) is the source of this 2508-nucleotide messenger RNA. RefSeq names its product msh homeobox 2 (gene MSX2). Gene Ontology annotation, molecular function: RNA polymerase II transcription regulatory region sequence-specific DNA binding; DNA-binding transcription factor activity, RNA polymerase II-specific. Gene Ontology annotation, biological process: embryonic morphogenesis; regulation of transcription by RNA polymerase II. The record is from RefSeq and is a predicted model, not a curated record. Gene Ontology annotation, cellular component: nucleus. NCBI's taxonomy places the organism in Eukaryota, Metazoa, Chordata, Testudines, Trionychidae.